Vollenhovia emeryi is the source of this 3727-nucleotide messenger RNA. RefSeq lists its product as uncharacterized. The record is from RefSeq and is a predicted model, not a curated record. The transcript has 14 exons. NCBI's taxonomy places the organism in Eukaryota, Metazoa, Arthropoda, Insecta, Hymenoptera, Formicidae. Bases 1 to 3654 code for a protein of 1217 amino acids.
AUGAACAUGGAAGUGGCGGAGGCGUCCGGGGUGGCGUCCGACGACGCUAGCUCGCCGGGCGGACCCGCGACCGCGCUCGAGAGCGGGCCGUCGCUGCGCGCGGCCGGCGGCGACGGCGGCGACGACGACGGCGGUGACGCGCGACCGACGACGAGCGACUGCGCCGCGACGGGGGUGAGGCGCGAGGAGGUCGCGAGGAGCUCGCCGCGGCCGGAGGAGCUCGACGCCGAGGGUUCGCGCGCGCCGCAGUCCCCGUUGGCCUUCACCAUCGACUUCGGCGGCAGCAAGGAGGUGGACACGGCGAGGUAUCAGAACCUCUUCGAGAGGUACAACGCCAGGCACAGGCGGAACCUGUCCACGUCCAAGGUAGAGGUGAAAUCAAAGAAGCCGGGCACUAUACUGUCUCCAAACUUGGUGCAGAAGCAGAAAGUUCCUAGCACUCAUUCGGAGGGUUACUUUAGCAGCGAGGACGAUACGAAGCGAAAAUCUGACCAAUUAUCAGAAAGACUCAAACAAUUAGGUGUCAAGAAUCCUCUGAGAGCACAUUCUAGCACAAAGAAGUCUACGAGUGAACAAGUAGAUCCCUCUCAUCAAAAUAAACACUAUUUAAUGACAAGGUCCUGUGAUGGUGAAUUACGUCACAGUCAACUGUCGUCUCAAGGCCUCUCUCUGGAAUUGGAAACCAACGAAAACGUGUAUUGGACAUCUCAGAGGUCCGCGACGAUAAACGAUCUGAGUCGCAUUCAGAUCAGCAAUUACGACGACGACGAAAAUGAGAAGCAGUACACGAAGAACAUCGAAUAUAUCGACGCCAAUCACGAGUGCAAGGAAGUGAACGAAGUGAACGAUGUCGAGGACAACAACAAAGUGUCUAAUAUGAAUUAUCUCACUGAUGAUUUCAAUAUAAAGAAUUCCAACGAGCGAGAGAACAAUUUGUCGAGCGAUCAGAGAGAGCAAUUCGUUAGUUACGCGAUGGAUCUGAACGCGGACGAUAUAGCGGAUACCAAUCUGGAUGUGUUUAACGUCAGCAACGUCGACGCUAGUUCCGAUGGUGCGGUGAGCGAGGCUGGAACGUACACGAUCCACAAGGACUAUACCGACGAGGAGAAAGCGAGAAUGGACAUCGACAAGGUUUUCAGCGUCGGCGUUCUAACUGAGGACGAGAGCAACGAGGCAUAUGUUCAUAAUUUUAAGAUGAGCAUUUCGCGCGAUAGUAACGCGUGGAUAUCGGAAUGGGCUACUCAAGUAGCGGAGCAUAACUCUCUACCUCCGAUAAUAGGCGGCUCGACGGGUCGCACGCCGCCUCUAAGUCCCACCAAGAUACCGUCUCCAAUCCACGCCAGAUCUCAACGAGUGUCACGUAACCACUGUGAACAGUCGCCCGACCGCAAUCUGGACACGGACUCGUAUGUACGAAUAAAAGAAAGGCUCGGUUUAGUUUCAAGUCAGCAUCAGAUCAUAGACUCCGGCGGAGAAUCCGAUGACGACACCAGCAACAGUUACAACACGCCGCCUAACAGCUCACAACGUACACCUGUACAUAGUACCGUAAUUAGACGUGGCAGCUUGUCCGAAUCAUUGUUUCGGCGAGCGAACAGCAACGAAAAUAGGCGAAGCGUCCGAAAAUACUUAAGUUCAGCCAAAUCGAAGACUGCUGAUACUAACGUAGAAUUACUGAAGAGCCCGUCCCAAGUCUUAUCACCUCUCCAUUUUGAGAGAAGGAGUAGCUCUCUAGAUAGGAAAGAAUAUGCUUCUGAUACAACGGAAUCUAAUACGUCCAGAAGGAAUAGCGCGAAGUAUAAGGAAGAUCUUAAACAUACGAACAAUCCUGUUUUAAGUCAUCUCAGACCACCCACACCGAAAUUGACUAACAGCCCAAUUGUUAGCCGCAAGGCUGCUACAGCAAAGAUUCUCAAUUCUCCCAUGUUAGACAGGCCUAAGCAUUUGGCGAAAUCGUCACAAGCGAAAAAUAUAGGAUAUUUUACGUGCGUUGAAAAUAGUCCGUAUAUGCUGAGAAAAUCCAACAGCACUACAAACUAUCAUGAAGGAACUAGUUAUUUUGAUAAGGACGUGUCUUUUAAAGCGCCUAACAUGCUACGAAACAGUCCAGAGCUUCAGCGGCAUCUCAAUAUACAAAGAUCGUCAAGUAAUGCGAGUAUUAGAAACAUAAAGUCGCAGAAUCUCGUAUCGCGUCGCAGUAGCUUCAACAGUGACAUUGAUAGAAUAUCAAGAGGAAAGUAUGCCUCUAUUGUUGCCUCCGAUAGUAGUAGCGAAGCUGGGGAACAAUUGAGAAAGUCUCCUCUGAUGCCAAUCUCGUCUGGAAUUAAGUUGAAUAGGGCCUUCAGCAUAAGAAGAGCAAGAUUAAACUGCGAAUCCGAUACAACGCCGAAUACAACCCCCGAGGAAAGGCGUAGAAGAGCGCAGUCCGAAGUUAAGACUGUAGCACCUGUGACUAAGCAACAAAGCUAUCAUCGUAUUCGCACAAAUAGUGUUGGAGCGCACAGUAAGGAGUUAUCGAAGAAACCUGAGACAACGAAGUUCAGAGCGCCGUCUAUAUCUAGGACCGAUACCGGGAGAUUUAGUAUGAGAGCUCCAAAACCGACUCACCAUCCCCCCGGUAGCCAGAAAACCAAUCAGAAGCCAAGUAAAGAUCACAAAAAGUCCGGCAGAAGUAAUUCCAGUCUUACGUCUAAGGAAGUGGAGUUUCAGAAUUGGAAGAGGCGGAAAAGUUACGAUCCGAUGAAAGCAGCGGCCGAAGGGAGAAAGAAAUUAAUAGACAGUACAAAGAAACAUCACAGUACCGAGGACGGUUCUGGCAAUUAUGACAAUUCCGUGCUGAGAUCUGCAAGUUUUCAUGGUACAGGAGGUGCUCUCUCGUUAGCCAACGAUUGGUCGGAUAAUGAGUUAAAUUACUGUUAUGAGGAUAACCAAGUACCACCGCCUAGUAGUCCGCAGCUGGAGAGCGACAGUGAUUUAGAGACUUCAUCUUAUCUGCAAACAACUCAGAAUGUCGUAUCCGCAAUGUCCGCUCGCAUGACAGGAUACCGUCCUCCGCUCGUUUCCGACAACGAGAGCGACGAAGACACGAGUCACAGCCUGCAUCAGAAUAUAUCGAAAGGAUUACGCCAUCCGAGCGAUACGGAGAGCAGCGACGAGCAACAUCCUAUGUCACAAUCUCCUGUCUCCAAUACUAAAUACAACAAAGAAUUUAGUUUGCGUAAAGCAAAAUUGGAUCUGCAACGAACAAAACCCGUGUCUUCCAAUAUGAGCAAAGCUAAGAAUUUAUCACACGACGCUCACAGCAAGUCUGAGUCGCUUUCCAAUAUCAAUAGAACAGAUUCUGGACGACCUAGCACACGAGUUAAUAGAGGUUUGAGCACGGGGCCUAAAAGCAAACCAAAGGAACCGAAAAAGCCGUUGGCGCCAAAUGUACGGGAAGUCGAGAUGCAGAAUUGGAAACGUCGCAAGAGCUAUGAUCCCAUGAAAGCUGCUAUGGAAGGACGGAGAAAAGCCGGUCUGGCGAAGAAAAAUGCAAAUUUGUCGCCGAGCCACGUAGCGAGAUCACAGAGCUUUCAUGGGUCAGUAGGAUUAGUAGUCAGUGACUGGAGCGACGAGGAACCGGUCAUAUCUGCAGAUGAAGGUCCGCUUUACUGAGAUUGUCUCAGAGGAAGUGGGUAUUACAAAAACGAGCACAUAUGUGAAAAUAAGAUGAAGCCAAUUACAAAAA